This is a messenger RNA of Monopterus albus (swamp eel), 4018 nucleotides long. It is a transcript of the gene npdc1b, whose product is annotated as neural proliferation, differentiation and control, 1b. Lineage: Eukaryota; Metazoa; Chordata; Actinopteri; Synbranchiformes; Synbranchidae. The record is from RefSeq and is a predicted model, not a curated record. The transcript is spliced from 9 exons. The coding region runs from base 357 to 1289 and encodes 310 amino acids. Gene Ontology annotation, cellular component: membrane.
GACGCGGGGGGAGCCGCAGCGUGUUGACGUCACAGACCUUAGUGCCUUUGCUACAGCUCGGCAGACGAACGCACCAUUAGUAGGAGCAGUCACCAGUUCUCCGGCAGGGAACAGACACUGCGGCAAAUACAAAGCAGAGCCCGGAUAAUCCUUGUUGCUGCCUGCAGCCUCCUAAACUGCCCUUUUUCCUGGUCAUUUACUUCGCUUUCUGUCUCCUCUCCUCCCUGAGCACCGGGGGAUGGGGGGAUGAUCAGCACCGACUACCCUCCACCACCGCUGCUGCCUCCUCCUCUUCCUCCUGCUCCUCCUUUGGUCGGUGUCCGUGCCUCCCGUCGUUCGUGGGAGCUCUGCCCAGGAUGCGGGCCCCGCUGCUCGGCCGGGCUGCGAUGUUUGCGGCCCUGUUGGCGCUCAGCACCUGUCUGACAGGAUCUCAUCUCUGCCCUCGGAGUUUAGACUGUGCCCAAGCAGGACGACACUUCUGCCAACCAGGCAGCUCCCGCUGUGGCCCCUGUCUGCAGCCUCUGGUAGAGGACUCCCAUGGCCGCUGUGUCAUCAAGAGGAGGCACGCUCCUCACUCUGCUAAGUUCGCUAAAGGUAGGAUGAGCUCUUACCCUGAGCUGGAUGAACAGAUUGACUUCCUCUCCGCUAUCAUCAGUGAACAGAGGACUAAGACCAGGCUGCCAGCUCCACCCUCACAGGAUGUCUUUAACCCCAUAUCCAAGCAGCUCAGUGAGCCCGGCCCCGCCCACAGAACGCCCACCACAGAGCAACCUGCGAGCCAGUCCAUCAGCACAGCCACACCCACCACCACCACCACAAACCACACCCCCACUCUGUUCAGUGAUCCUGUCAUCCUUCCCUACCCCUCCAAUGACCAUGUCUUCAUCAUCAUGAGUAGCAUCUUCAUCGUAGCAGGUUCGCUGGUUUUGAUCAUAGCUGGGGUCUGCUGGGUCAGGUUGCAGAAAGGUGUGCAUCUAACUAAGAAGGUAGACUACCCUCCAUAUGGACUGCUCAGACCCCAAACCUUUGACAGUUUGCCUGGGGACAAGAAGCUGGCCCAUAGUGCCCAGAUGUACCAUUACCAGCACCAGAAGCAGCAGAUGCUGUCCCUGGAGAAACACAGGAAUGAGCCAAAAGUUCCUGACUCAGGAGCAUCAACAGAUGAGGAGAAUGAGGAUGGCGAUUUCACAGUGUAUGAAUGUCCUGGUUUGGCACCUACAGGGGAGAUGGAAGUGAAGAACCCGCUGUUUGAUGACUCCACCCUUUACCUUCAGAAAUUCCACAAGUAACCCAGGACAUUCAGUUUUCACUCUUAAAUGCAGCACUUGUGUGUACACAUAGCUGAAUUUACACACAUACCCACACUCUACAUACACUGCUAUGCUCUGUGCAACCCUUUUAAUGGACAGGAUGGAAAGUGUAAAGUACUUGGGGGAGGAAAAGGAGUGAGGUGUUCGCGGACAUUUAAAGGAUGUCGGGGCCUGGUUUCUUGUUUAAAGCAGGACUGAAUCUGGGACCAAUGUCUCCCAUUCUACAGCUGCAUUCUGUUCUUUUUUUAUGUCAUCUCUCCCUUUUUCCUGUUUUUGUUUAUAAAAUGACAUUUAAUCAAUGUCUAAGAGUUCAAAUUGACUUCAGUCAGGUAUAGUAGCAGACAAGCAUAUUGAAUAUAAUAUCUUUUGUUGACAGAACAGAGUUCAGUGCCCGAACAGUUUACUGAUGACAGUAUAAGUUAAUUAAUAGGUUUCCAUGAAUAUCCUUCUUUAUUCAUCAGUAAAUACUCCUUAAUUCAUUGAGUUCUCACUGAAGCAUUGGUUUUAUUUUAUUUUACUCAUUUUGUUUUUAAGAAGAAAUGUGAUUUUAAUAUUUCACAAACACACCUCCAUGCAGCAACUUGAUCUGUAUCAGUAUGUUAUGUAGCCGUUGUGUUCUCAGUCUCGUUGCUCUAUGCAUGACUUGAUGAUGCUGUGUAUGAAACCUGAGUCAAUAUGCAUUUACAGUUCUUACAAGUUCCUUGAGCAAACUUGCUAAUGAUAAAUAUAUAGAUAUAUAUAAAACUUGAAUAAUUUCAAAGGAAUUUGAAACUUCUUUAUCUAGAACUCUGAAACAGAGCGAGUCCAUCCUAUAUAUAUGGUAUCUGAAUAACAUGGCUUGUCCCCAUGGUUGUGACAUGUUUAGAGCUGCUAAUGUAUACAGGAAAGAGAUCUUACCUCUUACUCAAUAUGUUCGUAUACAUCUUCCUCUAGAUUCCUGAGUGCUGUGUCAAAUACUGAACUGUUUGGCUCCUUAUUAUUGACUAUAUUUGCAGGAUUCCUACACAUGUUCCUUUCAGAGUGGUGAUGUCCAGGUUAUGAAAACAUAUUUACCCAUUAUAUGUGUUGUGCAUAAAAGCUUUGAGAAGCAAAUGUUCUGCUUUUGUAGAUUAAGGGAAAAGCAGAGGGCGGCAUUGUGGCACAGUGGUUGGCGCCGUCGCCUCACAGCAAGAAGGUUCCAGGUUCUGUGCGAUUGUUUGUCUUCAUGUCUCUCCUGUGAUAGACUCCACCUGUCCAGGGUGUACCCUGCCUCAGUGUCAGCUGGGAUUGCCCCUUUUAUUAUGACAAGACAUAUUGUCAGAAAACUAACUGGUAUUAUAAAUAUCAAAAACAUUGAUCCAUACAGUAGACAAUAUUUAAAUAUAAUUGAGAGUAUUUCAGAGGACAGUAUAAUAUUACAUAGCUCAAGAUUUGUUAGAGGAAAAAAAUGUAAGAAAUAUAGAAGCUGCAAAUUCUAAAAUUAAACUUACUAGAAAUAAAUCCAAACAUGCUUAGACUACGCAGGCAUGGCAACCCUGGCCAGAACCCAGACAGCAGCAAUGGAUUAGUGUCCUCUGAUUUCCAGGUUUCAACCAAUCAGGUGUAUCAGUUUUCUGGCCUUUUGAGAUAUUGUGCAGUACUGGUUGGGAAAAUUCUGUCACUAUGAAAAUGAUGACAAAAAAGAUCCAGUGUUCCCAGUUUUUGUUAGAAUAUGGCUACAAUUGUGACAUUUCAUUUUUAGGUUGUUACAUUCAGUUUCAUUGUGACAGCGGUCUUUUUCAUUAUGGUAAUUAUAUACUGUCAGUAAUAACAUGAAAAUAAAAUUCUGACUUUUACAUUGGCUUUUACAAUACAUAAGUCAGACUCUAAUGAAAACUAACAUUUCUGUUUGAUUUAAUAAUUUUAAACGUUGUCUCUGGACCUCUGUAAUGCCGUAGGUGGAUAUGAGGAAUGCACCAGUCUAACUCUGUCCUCCCUGAUACCAGAUCGAUGGCCUGAAUGAACAUAACUAAUAGUAACACUGUAUUUCAGAUUUUUGAAUGAUGGUAUCAGCACUGUGACAGGUUGGAUUUGUGCAUCCUUAAUGAAUAUUCUCUGCUUUUUCCUGAACGUGAUCUGGCAUAAAUAUUGUAUAGGAGUGGAUGUGCACAACUACCUUCCUGUGUUUAGUAUUGCCCCACUGCAUAGAUCAUAGAUUACAUUAUACAGCAAGGAUGAUUCUUCAGCUGCUGCAUCAGAUGUUUGACAGGGACACUGGAUGUAACCGUGGCCUCUCGCUGUUGUCUCUCAGGAAAGCCGCUCUCUGUGGCUCCUCUGUUCAGCCUGCUCCUACUCUCUCAGCCUCUCAGCUCUCCCAUGGCGGAGUAGCACAUUAAACUCUACUUGACCUGCACACAUACACAUAAAUGAGGGCCAGUAUGUUCAAUGGAAUAUAUGCGGCAGAUACCGGGAAGUAUUAACACUUGAGAUCUUUAACUGUGUUGUAAAGACUGUUUUAUUCAAACCCGCUGAGCUUGGAGAACAAAGUGAAUAAAAUGGUUUUGGUGGAGGAGUGAGGGACUGCCGGAACGGAUACAAUUCUCAUGUUAGCCCUUCUUUUCCUGCACCAGUGCUGAGAGCUAAACAAACGCAGAACUGGUUGCAUGAUGAGUGAGUGUGAAGGAACUCCAGAACAACUACCUAGGCUAGUUCUCUUUGAUACAGACUGUUUUCAGACUACAUAUAGUCGG